UACGGUGACAUUUCGUCGCAGAUCAGGUAACUUGAGAGAAGCAGGGACACUUUUAUAUCAUUCAAUAUGGCCUGUGGGAGCGUUCUAUUAACCCUGGCCGUGAGUUUUGUGGGCCUAGCCUUCAUUCUGUACUCCCCCUUCCCAGAGGAUGCCGUUGAGCCUCAUAUGCAGAUGGCUGUAUCUCUUGUGAUUGGCGCCAUCUUUAAAAUGUGCGAAUUUCAAGAGUACAUUGGGUACACAACUUACGUAAAAUGUGCCAGGAAUCCUCUGAAUAUAAACGCGUGGGUCAGCAAAGGCGCUGUAUCAGAUGACAAUGUUCAUGUGAGUGAAGAGCUAUUUGACGGCGUAAAGGUGAGAUUGUAUAUACCACGUGACCAUGACGGGGAGAGUCCUCUACCUGGGAUAAUCUACCUACAUGGAGGUGGCUGGGUAUUAGGAUCAACAGACAUGUACGAUCCGCUCACCAGAAUGCUAGCCACGUCCCUCACGGCAGUUGUCGCCUCUGUUGAGUACCGAAUGGCUCCCGAACACCCAUUUCCUGUACCAUUUGAAGAUUGCGUCAAGGCCACAAAAUACUUCAUGUACAACGCAAAGAAGUUUGGAGUAGAUGCCAGUCGAAUAGCUGUAUCAGGUGACAGUGCUGGAGGAAACCUAGCAAUGGCUGUCGGAACUAAACUCACCCAGGAAGGACAACCCCCUCGACUUCUCGGCCUGAUAUACCCAGCGUUACAGAUGGUGGAUUUCAACACCCCAGCUUAUCUUACUUAUCAGUCGAUGCCUUAUUUGUUGAAGAAAUACCGAAUGGUUAGUUUUUACCUAACAUACGCAUUUGGUAACGACGAUGACAUUGAGAAGUAUUUCGAGAACAAACAUGUGACUGAAACACUUAGAAACUCUAUCUAUACAAAAGUCAGUACAACAUUACUACCUCAAAAAUACCAAAAGCUUCAGGUUAAGGAGCGUGCAGCUGUCGAUAUGAAUUUGGCACAAAAAGUGGAGAAAAUAAUUACCAAUGUAUCCUUGUGUCCUCUUAUGAUGGACGAUGAUGAGCUGUACCAGUUACCGAAGACCUACCUACUUACCUGUGAGUAUGAUCCACUGCGAGAUGACGGUCUCAUGCUGGCUAAACGGUGGAAGGAUAUGUACUUCCCUGUUACACACGUACACUGGGAUGGCGUACAACACGGAUUUAUAAACAUGGAGGGAUCCCAACGUACAACAGAGGCCCUGGAUGACUAUAUAAAAUACCUCGGGGCGGAAUUAUAAUAUCACAUUAAAUUGUAAUGUUUCCAUAAUCAUGAUAUACUAGUCACAUGACGAGUGAAUAGUGCGAUGGUAGAUCACAGGGGCUUGGCACGAUUUUCCA
Pecten maximus is the source of this 1366-nucleotide messenger RNA. Its product is annotated as arylacetamide deacetylase-like. Gene Ontology annotation, molecular function: sterol ester esterase activity; triacylglycerol lipase activity. The record is from RefSeq and is a predicted model, not a curated record. Bases 67 to 1266 code for a protein of 399 amino acids. The transcript is spliced from 7 exons. NCBI's taxonomy places the organism in Eukaryota, Metazoa, Mollusca, Bivalvia, Pectinida, Pectinidae. Gene Ontology annotation, cellular component: membrane; cytosol. Gene Ontology annotation, biological process: triglyceride catabolic process.